Prorocentrum cordatum is the source of this 499-nucleotide messenger RNA. Lineage: Eukaryota; Dinophyceae; Prorocentrales; Prorocentraceae. The record is from the annotation of a GenBank genome assembly.
UGCGGCAUCUGCGAGGAUGGGGACGCGGAGGGCUUGCAGAUUCUUGGCAUGCAGUUUCGGCUCCAAGAGCAGGAGGAUAAGGAGAUCGCAGUUUGUUCCUUCUAUUUCGCGAACAUCACCUCCUGGUCUCAGAAGGCAUGGGACUACCUGAAUCAAGACAUGGGGGAUUCCAAACUUCUGAUUUCAUUCUUGUGGCUGAACAUCACCUGCAUGGUCCACGUCACAUUGAAGCCAUCAAAAACCUCAAGAAGCUUGGGUGGAAGGCGUCUUCCCAGACGGCAGUUUGGUACCUCUCGAUGUGGAUCUCACGGAGGUGUAUAGUCCUUGGUGCGCAGUCGUGUGCAUCAUCGCCUUCUUUUCCUUGAGAUCAAGGCUAACCUCAACCCGUGAGGCCUGCCAUUGCCCACGCAGUGGACCAGCCACACCAUCCGCACGGUAGAGAAUGGCAUUGUCUUUGUGGUGCUCUACCGUGUCUCGGGCUCGGGCCUCCAAGUCGAAC